Molecule: messenger RNA, 1825 nt
Organism: Myotis daubentonii (Daubenton's bat)
Lineage: Eukaryota; Metazoa; Chordata; Mammalia; Chiroptera; Vespertilionidae
Gene: ETFBKMT
Product: electron transfer flavoprotein subunit beta lysine methyltransferase
Biological process (GO): peptidyl-lysine trimethylation
Cellular component (GO): mitochondrial matrix
Molecular function (GO): protein-lysine N-methyltransferase activity
Source: RefSeq, a predicted model, not a curated record
CCGCGCUUCUCCAGCCCCCGCUCGGGCUGCGGGGCCCGCGCGCAGCGGGGAAAAGUGCAGGAAUAGACGCGCACGGCGAGUGGCGAGUGGCAGACGCGCCCUGCGCGCUCGCUUCCCGGGGCGCGUGAGCCAAGCCAGAAAUCUAGAGAUUCCAGUUGGGAUCAAGUUGGCAGCCAGAUCCUUAUACUUUGCCCCUGAGGAGCAGCUCUUACUAGCGGCGGUGACAGAGCCUGUGGCUUGGAAAAGGACGGAUGGCUUUGAGCCCAGGUUGGAGGACACUGGCACUGUGUCCAGGGAACCGCUGUGGUAUCUUUCAGAAGGCCGUGAGAAGCAGCGGUCUCUCCUUGUUUCCCUGGGGCCACUGUCCCCGGAGAGGGAACGGGAGCUUUCUGGACCCUGAGAUGAAGGCCUUCUUGGAGGAGAACACUGAAGUCACCAGCAGUGGCAGCCUCACCCCUGAGAUCCGGUUGCGGCUUUUUACCCCCAGAUGCAAGUUUUGGUGGGAAAGAGCUGACCUGUGGCCCCACAGCGAUCCUUACUGGGCGAUCUACUGGCCAGGAGGCCAAGCCCUGUCUAGGUAUCUUUUGGAUAAUCCUGAUGUUGUCAGAGGAAAAUCUGUGUUAGAUCUCGGGAGUGGAUGCGGAGCUACAGCUAUCGCUGCUAAGAUGAGUGGGGCAUCGAGGAUCUUGGCCAAUGACAUAGACCCUAUUGCAGGAAUGGCUAUCACACUAAAUUGUGAAUUGAACCAACUGAAACCUUUUCCCAUUUUAACCAAAAACAUUUUGGAUUUGGAACAAGAUAAGUGGGACCUUAUUGUGCUUGGAGAUAUGUUUUAUGAUGAAGACCUUGCAGAUAGUCUACAUCGAUGGUUGAAGGAUUGCUUUUGGACUCACAAAACUCGAGUACUGAUUGGUGACCCAGGCCGGCCCCAGUUCAGAGGACACAGCAUUCAGCACCAGCUGCACAAAGUGGUAGAAUAUUCGCUUCCAGAACCUACUAGGCAGGAAAACAACGGAUUGACAACAAGCACCGUGUGGGAUUUCCAGCCUUGAAUUGUCAAAAUGCUUCCAAGUGUGGAUACACCUAUGUUUGAAGAAUGCAGUUCCUGUGAAAUGGCAAAUCUUGUUUCCAAAACAUGAAGAUUUAGACUUUUGUCAUGUAACUAGUUCUGCAUUAUGCCAAAUAUACAAUUCUUUAUCUGUAAUUUUUUUUCUAGUUUUACUGCUAUCGGAAUAUAAUUAUAGAAGGCAGUAAGUGGUAGCAAUACGUAAAUUGGGGAGAGAAUUAGAUACUGUAGCUGAGUCGGUUUCUGUAAUUGAGGACAACUAUGUGAUGUGUUGAAUUAAACAAACAAAAAUAUAAAAUAUAGAAGACUAUAGUAUUUAGUACAUAAUAGGGUCUUAAUGGACAACCAGGGGUAAAAAUAAAGAUUUUAGAAUUUCCAACAUAUUCUGUACUGACAUCAUAUGCCUCUUUAUGGCUUACUAAGGUUAGUUAGAAAUUGGUUAUGCCACCACUACACAUCCCAGGUUUAUAGAAUCUUAUGUAUUAAAAAAACAACAAACCACUAUGAUAUAAGAGAGGAACAAUGUGAAGGAGAAUGUGUAUAGAAUACCACUAUGCAAAAAAGAUGUAUGUAUAUAUUGAGGAAAAGAAUGAAGAUAGGGCCCUUGCCAGUCUGGCUCAGUGGAUAGAGCAUCGGUCCUGGGUUCAGUUCCAUUCAAGGGCAACCAAUCGAUGCAAUGCUUCUCUCACUUUGUCUCUCCCUGCCCCUUCCACUCUCUAAAAAAAUCAGUGGAAAAAUAUCCAAUAAAUAAAAUUUGGG